This is a messenger RNA of Plutella xylostella (diamondback moth), 808 nucleotides long. RefSeq lists its product as uncharacterized. The record is from RefSeq and is a predicted model, not a curated record. NCBI's taxonomy places the organism in Eukaryota, Metazoa, Arthropoda, Insecta, Lepidoptera, Plutellidae.
UUAAACAGUUUACUUUACACAAUUUUUUAAAAUUUGUUUACAAAUAUUUAUUAUAUUUUGUAUUUAAUUAAACUAUUAACUGCAAUGGGAUUCAAAAUUAGCAUUGUACUGAUUUACUUUAUUUAUAUGGCAAACUUAACCAUUUCCGUGAACAUCAAUGAAGAAGUGGAGCAGUUCUUCGCAGAGUCGUCUCCUAUAUUGAAGCAUCAAUCUUCGCUUGCUAGGAAUAACUCCCACUGCCUCCACUUGAGGCCCAACGCCACUGAUGUGGUCCAAAAAGUUUACACCUAUAUGCCAUACCUGGCAGUGAAUAAGACAAAGCUACCGUUCGUGCACCAGUUCCGCUCUACCAUCAUGACUAUGACGAAGAAGGGGACCCCUCAGGACCAAGAGGCGGCUUUCUUGGCUUCAGUCCUGACUCCGAUCAUAUUCCUCCAACACCACAAGGAUACUUGGUGCCUUAUGGAUCGGUUCCAUCGCGCUUUAAGGUUUUUCACCAUUUCUUCGGGACCCGAGAAGACGUCAUCUCUCCAGAUCUUGCAAAACUUGAGAAGCAUCAAUCAAAAGAUUCGCUCAUUUAUCCGUGAGCUGGAUCAGCCAGAAGCUGUCGACAUGGCGGGAGACAGCAACCACUUGGUGCUCGGGUUGGCCGCUAGACUCUGACAUUGUACGUAUUUUUAUAGAAGAAAAUUGUUUACGUUUACCUUCCGUGCGUGUGAUAAAUUACGAUAAAACGAAUGUUGUGUUACUAUUGGACUUCAAGUCUUCAAGUAAAGUGUUUCAAAAUAAAUCAACCGAAAUAAUUUGA